CUUCUCUAUUUUCGUUCCCCUUCAUUCCUUCGUCAUUUCUCCCACUUCCAUUCUCCCAAGUCCCAACGUAUCUAACAGAAUUUACAGUUCUCAAUUCACAGCCCUAUUGUCAACAGGUUGUGUCAAGAAAUAUUUCACACAAGGAAUGUAUAUUUCAACGAAGUUAAUUGCUGUCAUUUUUAAUUCAGUGCUACAGUGUUUUACUACGUUUUAGAUCAUUUUUCUUGUGUUUUCCGUAGUAUUUGUUUUAUACUAUUUACAAAACAACGUUUCAUGUUGUUGCCUUUAAAAAAGUGUUACAAUAUGUAGUCGUAAAGGUUUUGAGAGGUUAUAAGUUUUUGUAAUACCAUAUUUACUUUUUUUAAAGACAUAUCUUAUCAAUUUCUGUUUUAUUUCUUACAAUUCGAACAAUAUUCACGACUAAAAUGGGAUCUGAGUCAGUGUUUGAUGGAAUAAUACUACAUACUACACAAAAAGGUCUGCUGGAAAUCAAAAAUGAACUGUUGGAAACGAUUGUGAAGCAUGAACCUAUCACCUCAACAUACGAUGUUGAACAUACUCCUUUUGCCAGGGGGAAAUUUGCAGCUGUUAGACGCUGUACUCAUAAGGUGACAGGCCAGUCGUAUGCGGCCAAAUUCAUCAGGAAACGCAGACGAUCCAUGGAUCACAGGCAGGAUAUUCUACAUGAGGUGGCCGUGCUGUAUAUGGCUUCAGUCGGACGUUGUGCGAAGAUAGUCGGACUACAUGAGGUGUAUGAGACUCAGCACGAAGUGGCAAUUGUGCUAGAACUGGCCUCAGGCGGAGAACUGCAAAGGAUAGUAGAUGUUCAGGAUGGUCUGUCAGAGAAGGAAGCUGUGCAUGUAAUGCGGCAGAUAAUACAGGGUCUCGUCUUCCUACAUCAAAACAAUAUCGCACAUUUGGACUUGAAGCCUCAAAACCUGCUGUUGACAACCGAAUACCCGGAAAUGGAUGUGACGCUUUGUGAUUUCGGAAUUUCAAGGGUAAUUCAAGAUGGAGUCGAAGUAAGGGAAAUACUAGGAACGCCAGAUUAUGUCGCUCCAGAAGUGCUGAGCUACGAGCCGAUCUCGCUGGCGACCGACAUCUGGUCGGUGGGAGUGCUGGCCUACGUGCUGCUGAGUGGCCACUCGCCGUUCGGCGGCGACAGCAAGCAGGAGACGUUCUGCAACAUAUCGCAGUGCGCGCUCUCAUUCCCCGUCGACCUGUUCGGCCAGACCAGUCACAGCGCCAUGCAUUUCAUCAGGGCUGCACUCAGGACUGAUCCUCGAUCAAGACUAACAGUCGAAGAAUGCCUGACACAUCCCUGGCUGACCGGAGCCCAGGUGGAACUGCCUCUAAACUUUGUUGAUGAUCUGGAACUGAAUGGCGACGAAGAAACCGAUCAAGAAGGCUGUGGCAGUGAAGAAAAAGGCGCCACUUCCAGUGCCCAGUUUGCGCGCGAAACUCCAACUCGUCACGUGACAGCUACCACGUGUCUCUCUUGUGGAGCUGCCACACAGUGUUGCCAACUCCACAACACAAGAAGGAGCAGUGUUGCCAAUUCGCCAGUGGUUGAGAUUGUUCACGACCGCGGGAUUAUUUGUUAAAGCAGAAUGCAUUCUUUAAAGCUUAGAGGUUAUGUGUUUGUGUUUUGGUGCUUUAACUUGAAGUGCUGCAAUGCAGUGUUGCCAACCUCAUCAUACAUGCUAGAGCAGUUUGCCAAUCUGCCGCUGGUUGAGAUUGUCCAUGAUUGCUGGAUUUGAGCAGGAUGUAUUUUACAGAACGUAUAAUCAUGUUUUAAUUAUAUUGAUUAUUCAGUUGGUAGUCCUGGUGUGGUGCUGCCUCCACUGUACACAAUUUUGGGUUUAUUUUUGUUGAAGAAAAACAAAUUUUUGAUCAAAUCAAAGUAGUUAUUGAACAAGUUGGCAACCCGCUUGGGAAAAAAUAUAUAGCCUAGUUUCAAUAGUUUGUAACAACUGAGGUUUUAUAAGUCUCAGGUUUUAAACUUGGUGCUUCAUUUUAUCUAAUUACUUUUCUGGUUCACAACAAGUGUAACCCUUGUUUCAAAAAUUGGUACAUCUUUUCUACUAGCUGGCAACAUUUUAGAAGUUGGUAGACCUGUUUCGCCUAGUUGACAACACUGUAUAAAAGUUGGUUACUUUUUAGAAGUUGGUAGACCUUAUUUAAGUGAAUACCUUGUUUUAUUAGACAACAACCAGAAAGAGAAAAAUUCUCAUUAUUAAAAGAUGAAAAGAGAAAACAUGUGACAACUGGAGGAUUGUAAAUUGAAAAGUUUUUAUGAAUAAGUUCAUCAAUAAUUGUCUAUAAAUCUAUGAAAAUUAAAACGAAUUUUUAUAAAAUUUAAAAAUAAAAGAUAAUAUCGAUGGUCAGUUUUGGUGCCUUAUAAUGUUAUGGUGCUUAAUUUCAUCAGGUACUGUAGUAAAAAAAUGAAUGAUUUUGAGGCCCUUCUCUCAAAUUUAACCAUGGAUUAAUAUGAUGGCAUAGCACUGUCAAUAGAGUAGUUCAUUUGUUCAGUUAGAUGACGUCACACUUAAUCACGGUUAAAUUCAAUAGACCACCAAGAAUCUUAAGUUUGUAUUUUUAUCGAAUCGGCUGUCAUCUAGACUAGAAGGAAGAAUUUUAAGAACUGUAGUAGUAAAAUAUUCUUAAUUUUGCUUGGUAAAUUCUAGUGCUUUUUGGUGCUCCAUCUCUUGUUUUACUCUAAUAUUUAUCAAUAGGUGAGCCCGGUUUCACAAUUUUACAUCAAACAAACAUCUCACCAAUAGUUGUUGAAUUAUAAACGAUUAUUUGCAAAGUUUUGAGGUUGAUGAUAUUAACUUGGUGUUUUUGCAUAAAUGUCAGUUUUUAUGCCCUUUUUAUGAGUAACACCUUUUAGAAUCUACUUUUUCAGUUUUUCAAUAUGAAAUAAUAGAAAUGAGAUCAUACAUUUUAUUUGUCAAAGCUCAAAAUGCUCCCAAAUGUGUCUAUUUAAUUGUUAAUACUUGUAAUUUUAUUUUUGAUUCAACUUUUCCAACAUUCAUUACAACUUUCAAUUUUGUUCGUUAUUUUUUUAAUCAUUUACAAAAAUAGCCCUCUUAUCUUAUUUUCAAAUUCUACAAUAUUUCAAUUCAUGUUUCGUUUUUGUUCAACGACAGAAGUAUUAUUAUUUUUAUCAUUUCCCAAAUGCUCUUGUCAUUUUAUUUUUUGUAUUUUAAAUGUAAAACUUUCUAAGCUUCUAAGAUUUUUCUUAAUCAAACAACGAAUUAUGUUUUAAAUCUAAGAUUUUUUUAAUCAAACACAACGAAUUAUGUUUUAAUUGUUUGCACCGACUGUAGCACAUUUUAAGUAAUUUUCCCAAAAAAAAACUUGAUGAAGAUCAAUUUUGUAUUGUAAUCAUGAACUACUAUUAACAGCCAUCAUUGGAAAUCAAUAAUAUAUUGGUUGAAGCUACACAUUUUCAUCUUCAUUAAGUCUUACGCAUGUCAUUGCGAAUCGUCUGCCGUUGCGGAAAGUUUAUUUUAAUUAUUUAACCACGGCUUAAAAUUGUCCCGCGAGAUUCGCAGUGUUAUAAGGAAGGCUCUAAAAAUGAAAUGCCUUCUAAAUACUUUAUCGUUUCCUUCACAUUUCCCUUUUCUUGAGUUUCAUUGGAUACAAUCUUUCUCCCUUCAACUCGAACAGAAUUUUCAUCUUUUUUUCAUCAAAUCAUCCAAAUAACUUAUCAGUAUUUUCCCUAAUUUUAAGCUCUUGUGUGAAAUAAAGUGAAAAUUUCAACAAAUUUGUAAAUAGCCUUAUAAGGUAUUGUUGAAAUUAAUUUUUUGUAAAAAAUUGUAAAUUUGUCUGAGCAAUUUUGUCUGUUUUCCUAAAAGAAAAACGAAAAUCGCCAACGAAGUUUUGCAUUUUUGACUUUACAGGGUAGUUUUAGUUUUGAUUUUGUGAUGUAAAAAUUAAUAAAGAUUCAUUUAUUUUAACUUUAA
Molecule: messenger RNA, 3971 nt
Organism: Nilaparvata lugens (brown planthopper)
Lineage: Eukaryota; Metazoa; Arthropoda; Insecta; Hemiptera; Delphacidae
Gene: Drak
Product: death-associated protein kinase related
Exons: 7
Coding region: 426-1604 (392 amino acids)
Biological process (GO): protein phosphorylation; positive regulation of apoptotic process; intracellular signal transduction
Cellular component (GO): nucleus
Molecular function (GO): protein serine/threonine kinase activity; ATP binding
Source: RefSeq, a predicted model, not a curated record